GUGAUGGACAACGACAACACAAGCUCCUUUGAGGGCUUCAUCCUCGUGGGCUUCUCUGACCGUCCCCAACUGGAGCUGGCCCUUUUUGUUGUCGUCCUCACUUUUUAUCUGCUGACUCUGUUUGGCAAUGUGACCAUCGUCUUGCUCUCUGCUCUGGAUUCUCGGUUGCACACACCAAUGUACUUCUUCUUGGCCAAUCUCUCAUUCCUGGACAUGUGCUUCACCACCGGCACCAUCCCUCAGAUGCUCUACAACCUUUGGGGCCCAGAUAAGACCAUCAGCUACCUGGGCUGUGCCAUUCAGCUCUACUUCGUCCUCGCCCUGGGCGGGGUGGAGUGUAUUCUCUUGGCUGUCAUGGCCUAUGACCGCUAUGUCGCUGUCUGCAAACCCCUACACUACACCGUCAUCAUGCACCCGCGUCUCUGUGGGCAGCUGGCAUCCAUGGCAUGGCUGAGUGGCUUUGGUAAUUCGCUCAUCAUGGCACCACAGACGUUGAUGUUGCCCCGCUGUGGGCACCGGCGGGUGGAUCACUUUCUCUGUGAGAUGCCGGCACUGAUUGGCAUGGCCUGUAUCGACACCAUGAACCUCGAGGCCCUGGCAUUUGCCUUGGCCAUCUUCAUCAUCUUGGCACCGCUCAUCCUCAUCCUCAUCUCUUACAGUUAUAUCGCACGAGCCGUCCUGAAGAUCAAGUCGGCCUCUGGGCGGAAGAAAGCCUUCAACACGUGCAGUUCCCAUCUCAUUGUUGUCUGUCUCUUCUAUGGGACCAUCAUCUACAUGUACCUUCAGCCCGCAAACACUUAUUCUCAGGACCAGGGCAAGUUCCUUACCAUUUUCUAUACAAUUGUCACUCCCAGCGUUAACCCUUUGAUCUAUACCCUGCGAAACAAAGAUGUUAAAGAGGCUAUGAAGAAAGUGCUAGGCAAGGCAAGCGCAGAAAUAUAA
Molecule: messenger RNA, 942 nt
Organism: Sorex araneus (European shrew)
Lineage: Eukaryota; Metazoa; Chordata; Mammalia; Eulipotyphla; Soricidae
Product: putative olfactory receptor 2W6
Exons: 1
Coding region: 4-942 (312 amino acids)
Biological process (GO): G protein-coupled receptor signaling pathway
Cellular component (GO): membrane
Molecular function (GO): olfactory receptor activity; G protein-coupled receptor activity
Source: RefSeq, a predicted model, not a curated record